AUGCGCCGCAGUUGGCGAGGCCGAUACAGGAAUAAUUGGUAUCGUGGCCGCAACUAUAAGAAUAAUUCCGAAAGUUCAAGUUUAAAUGAUUCUUCAGCUACCUUUCGAGCGGCGAGUACUUCAGGUUCUUCAAGAGCACCAGCAAAUCAAUUACCCAUAGUUUUACCUAUUACUAAUAGAAACAAUAUCUGGAAGUUGUAUUUUCCUAUUGAAGACCAGCAAUCAAAAGAAGAGCUCGCCAACCAUAUCAAUUGUUUCAAAGCUUACAUUGAGAGAAAUAGAAACCUGUUUGAUUUGGAGAAAAUUGAUCAAACUCGGAGUGUUCCUUUAGAUGUAGCAAAUCUUAUUAGUGAUUCGGAGUUUAUUAAUGGCUGGCCAACUUUUAAUACAGAAUUAUUUGAACACCCUGAUGCCACUUUACGACUCUUGGAAUAUUGUUUACAUGAGAAAUUCAAAUUUGAAUCUAAGAUAAAACUAAGGGUUUUAAAUCACCAACCUGUAAUACCAAUAGCAAAUUUAAAAGUAAAUUAUUUUGGCAAAUUGGUGACACUCAAAGGUACCGUGAUAAAAGUGGGUAGUGUGGGUCUGAUCUGCACAUCUAUGGCAUUCGAGUGUUCUGGCUGUCAUAAUGUUCAAGCCGUUGUUCAGCCACAGGGUGUAUUCACAGCUCCAGUAACAUGCACACAUUGUCAUGGUGGAUCUAAGUAUGAACCUUUACAGUCAUCGCCUUUCACCAACACAACAGACUGGCAAGUUGCUAAAAUACAAGAAAUUCAAUCACAGAGCUUGUCAGGCACUAUACCUAGAAGUGUAGAGAUAGAACUUCAAGGGGAUUUGGUUGGCACAGCUUGUCCAGGAGAUGUCCUGUCUGUAACAGGAAUUGUACAGGUGCGCGGUGAAAGCAAAGGCGGUGAAGAUGGUAAAAGAGCAGCAAGGCUUCUACAACUGUACAUUGAAGCAGUCUCAAUACACAGUCACAGAAACCUCAGUAAUCCCACAUUGUCAUUCACUCUAAAAGACUAUUAUGCAAUACAGGAAAUACAUGCAUCAGAAGACGUUUUCAAACUCCUGGUACACUCCCUGUGUCCUACAAUCUUUGGUCACGAAGCAGUAAAAGCAGGGCUUAUACUCGGUCUCAUUGGUGGAACUGAAUAUGACAAUGGCCCAAGAUCUAAUCCCCACGUCUUGGUAGUGGGCGAUCCAGGUCUUGGAAAAUCACAAUUAUUGCAAGCUGCUGCGCAUGCCGCACCAAGAGGUGUUUAUGUAUGUGGUGCCUCUGCGUCUGCGGGUGGCCUAACUGUUGCGUUAGGGAGGGAAGCAGGGGGGGACUUCGCUCUCGAAGCAGGCGCAUUAGUCUUAGCCGACAAGGGCGUGUGCUGUAUAGAUGAGCUGGAUAAGAUGAGCUCGCACCACAGCAGCCUGCUGGAAGCCAUGGAGCAGCGGCGCGUGAGCGUGGCCAAGGGCGGCGUGGUGUGCAGCCUGGCCGCGCGCGCCACCGUGCUGGCCGCCGCCAACCCCGCCGGGGGCAGCUACAACAGAUCAAAAACAGUUGCAGAAAAUCUGAAACUUAAUUCAGCACUCCUCUCAAGAUUCGAUUUAGUAUUCAUUCUAUUGGAUCAACCAGAUGAGAAACUAGAUGCCAUGCUCUCAGAACACGUGUUAGCUCUUCAUACAGGUCAAAAGGGAAAAUCUGCCGCUAAAACGAGUCUUAACGCCAGUAUAAACACAAGCCAAACGGACAAUGAGGUUUCUUUAAGUAAAAGAUUGCGACUGAAACCCGGGGAAGUAUUGGAUCAUUUACCUCUGGUAUUACUCAGAAAAUAUAUAGCAUAUGCUAGACGAUAUGUACACCCUAAAAUAAGCACUGAAGCGGCCAACGCACUACAGAACUUUUAUUUAGAGCUUAGGCACAACCAUCAAGGUGGUUCCCAUGAGGGCACUCCCAUUACGACCCGACAACUAGAGGCCUGCAUACGAUUGACACAGGUGAGAUUAUCUGGUUUUCUAAAGAACUAA
Molecule: messenger RNA, 2016 nt
Organism: Arctia plantaginis
Lineage: Eukaryota; Metazoa; Arthropoda; Insecta; Lepidoptera; Erebidae
Source: the annotation of a GenBank genome assembly